ACAAACAGCUCCCAUCAAGUCAAUACUAAGUGCUAACAAAAUAGUAAAAAGGGAAAAACCUACAAUCUACACAACUCCAGAUGCCUUUGAACCCUUCUUUACAUUUAAUUUAAUGCUGCCUCUUCACCUAAUAGACUCUAGUAGGACAUCAGGUGAAACUACUAAACAACUACUAAAAGAGGUUAUUGCUAAAACAAGAACUAGAAAAAAGUCUAUAAUAGUAAAACUAGUCAAAACUGAUACCCACUUAGUUAAUUUUACUUUUGUAGAUAACCAAAAUGCUUUGACAACACAAAUACAAAGUGGGGAUUCUAGCUUACUCCUGUCAAAAUGCAAUAUAAUACCAAAAAUAGAAGCUACAACAAUCAUGAAAGAAAAUUUAGAAAGGAAGAAUGAAUAUUCCCACAGUGACUAUUAA
Molecule: messenger RNA, 418 nt
Organism: Dentiscutata erythropus
Lineage: Eukaryota; Fungi; Glomeromycota; Glomeromycetes; Diversisporales; Gigasporaceae
Source: the annotation of a GenBank genome assembly